AUGCAGGCUGCUGCGGCUUAUGGACUAGAGUUUCAGGCCCGUGCGAUAGCGCCGUUUUAUCAUCCAUCCAAUGGUAGUAUGACCUCCCAUCGAUUUAUUGUAGGCACAUCGUGUUUUGCCGGGGGAAAUAAAAUACAUUUAUUGGAUUAUCAAGAUGAGGCUCGACUGCUUGAGUGUACAAUGGUGUGGUUUCACGAGGAAGAGGUGUAUGGACUCUGGAGUUCACCAUCCCUUACGGAGCCAAGUUUAUUAGCAGUGCGAUCAUCUUCACAAUCUCGUGUUUUUCGCGUACCCGAAUUAAUAUCCGGUGAAUUGCAAGAAGUUGCAUCUUUUGCCGCAGCGACUUCGCAGGUUCUCUGGGAUUUGGAAGGACUGCAGAAUGAGGUGCGGGUAACGGCAGGGAGUGCUCUUAUAGUCUACACAUUGGAUGAAGGGAGAGGAGGAAAGGAAGUCUCUAGUUUUAAAGUGGAGGGUUGUAAAAAAAUUAAUUAUGCCGCAUUAGACCCUCAUCAUUCAUCUGUGUGUAUUGUAGCAUGUGAAGGUAACGGAUUAUAUUUGAUCGAUACAAGAAAAAAACAACCUGUUUCUAUCGGGAACACUAACGCUCUCCAUGGAUUUGGUCAAACACGUUGUAUAGAUUUUAGUAGUUGCCAAGCAAAUAUCUUAUUAUCAUCUGGUGAUGAUGGUUUUGUUCUUUGGCAUGAUAUUCGCAUGAAUGGUUCAGAAUGCUUAGCGUACAAGAGACGUCAUUUAAAAGCUCAUGAUCACAUUGCUCAUAAAGCACUCUUUAAUCCAUUUCAUGAUGAAUUAUUAUUGUCUUGUGGUUCAGACCACACAUUAAAGUUGUGGGAUGCCUCUAAGCAGGAUGCAAGUGAAGAACAGGCCGUAUGCUUAAGACGACUCACAGACUUUGCAGACUCUGUCGUGGAUGCCUGUUGGAGUAGUAGUGGUCCUUGGGUCUUUGCAGGAGUCUCAUUCAAUGGAAGAGUUAUCGUGGAUGAAGUACCAAAGGAGAAAAAGAUGGAAAUUCUUUUAAAGGAGAAUUGA
Trypanosoma theileri is the source of this 1047-nucleotide messenger RNA. Its product is annotated as WD40 repeat protein. The record is from RefSeq and is a predicted model, not a curated record. The transcript has a single exon. Gene Ontology annotation, biological process: protein ubiquitination. Lineage: Eukaryota; Euglenozoa; Kinetoplastea; Trypanosomatida; Trypanosomatidae. The coding region runs from base 1 to 1047 and encodes 348 amino acids. Gene Ontology annotation, molecular function: protein binding.